ACACAGGACAUGGCUGGCUGUAAUGAGAAUGUGGCAUCCCAAGGUGAAGAGGUAAAAUUGGAGAAGUAUGGAGGCAUUGUGCCUAAGAAACAAUUAAUAUCAAAGGACCAUGAAAGAGCCUACUUUGAUUCUGCAGACUGGGUCCUCAGCAAGGUAGGAGGAACAAGUUCAAAUACAAAAACUGCAACUGAAAAUUUAAAACCCAAGCUGAAGCCAACACCUCAUCACCAGCUUCCACCAAGGAAGCCGACAUGCACAUCAGAUCGAGAGUACGACAAUCUUCCAUUUGAUUACAUUGUUUUGCUUUGCUCAAGCAAUCUUAAUCUGAUAAUUGGAUUCUGAAGCAUUUACUAACUUGAUGUAAUCAUACAGGAUUAACAGCUAAAGAACAAAUUGGGUGUGCAUGAUGUGGUCUAUGUGAGGAGGAACGGAGAUGAUGCUAAAUGUCUUUUUCAUGUUUUCUGGUCUGCGUGUCGUUUACAUGUCUUUAACAGUCAUUAAAGCUCUGUUGUUGAUAAUAAAAAGACACAAUGAUCAAGUUUGUCGAGAUUAAAAAAGGAAUCAACCAACAUUAAGGUUUUGUUUCUUGGU
Molecule: messenger RNA, 591 nt
Organism: Musa acuminata AAA Group (dessert banana)
Lineage: Eukaryota; Viridiplantae; Streptophyta; Magnoliopsida; Zingiberales; Musaceae
Exons: 5
Coding region: 10-342 (110 amino acids)
Source: RefSeq, a predicted model, not a curated record